AUGUUACGUCGACUGCCAAAAUAUCUUCGGGAAAGAUUUGCAGUUGUAGCUUGCGAUCUAGAAGCGAAAGAAGACCGGUUUCCUACAUUGAACGACAUUGCAAGCUUGCUCGACAAGUUGGCAAACAUUGCCAAUCACCCGAUAAACGCAAGCAAUACCGAUCAACAAGAAGUACCAGGACUAGCCAAGGGAAAGAUGAAAUAUGGUGCAAAGAUGGCGUGUGCUAUGGGCGUCCAAGGAGACGACAGCAGAAAUAUUUACAAGUCAGCCAAAGUCAGUACACCCUGUCCUUGUUGUUCUCAAGCUCAUCCAAUAUAUCGUUGUGAACUGUUCAAAGGUAAAACCCCUGGUAAAAUGUUCGAGCUGGCUAAGAGGAAAAACCUCUGCUGCAAUUGUCUAAAGAGAAACCAGGACCAACUUGGUAGAACAGUGAAACAUGCUGCCAGGUCUUGCCUUAGCAAAUUUAAAUGCAAAAUCGAAGGGCGUGGAGCAUCGCGCCACACUUUGUUACAUAAACCAGAACCUUUAAAGGAGACGGCUGAAGAGAAGGACAAGAAUAUCGAGCUCCAAACUGUUACCAGCAGCACAGCCACAUCGAAAGAACAUCAUGCUGUACUUCUAAGAGUAAUUCCUGUGCGUGUUAUUGGAGAACGGCAAGUCGCGACCACAUACGCAAUGUUGGACUCGGGCUCGGAAAUCACUCUAGUAGACCCGUCAUUGGUUAAACAAGUAGGAGCACAAGGGCAUCUCGAUAAACUAGUGGUGUCAAGAGAAUGUUGUACAACACGGCUAUCGCAUAAAUCUAUCAGUGGAAUCUCUUAUCGAUGA
Paramuricea clavata is the source of this 828-nucleotide messenger RNA. NCBI's taxonomy places the organism in Eukaryota, Metazoa, Cnidaria, Anthozoa, Malacalcyonacea, Plexauridae. The record is from the annotation of a GenBank genome assembly.